Molecule: messenger RNA, 732 nt
Organism: Priapulus caudatus
Lineage: Eukaryota; Metazoa; Priapulida; Priapulimorpha; Priapulimorphida; Priapulidae
Exons: 1
Coding region: 1-732 (243 amino acids)
Source: RefSeq, a predicted model, not a curated record
AUGUAUCAUAUGGCCGAUGACAAAUGCACAAAAGACUAUCCAAAGGAGUUCCGAGAAACAACAGCACUUGCAACCGACGGCUAUCCACUGUAUAAAAGAUCAGACAACGGUCGCACUAUCACCAUUGGCCAACACCAAAUAGAUAACCGCUGGGUUGUACCAUUCAACCCCUACUUAUCACAGAAGUACCAAGCACAUGUCAACCUAGAAGCCUGCACUUCAAUCAAGAGUGUAAAAUACUUAUUCAAGUAUGUUUACAAAGGCCACGACUGCGCCAACAUCCAAGUCACAGAAACCUGUCAACUCCACCACGAUGAGGUCGCCAACUUUAUUGACGUCAGGUACAUCAGCGCACCAGAGGCUUAUUGGAGAUUGGCUGAGUACAAACUACACCACCAAUCACAUGCCAUCAUCAGGCUUGCCCUCCAUCUACCCAGCCAACAACCCGUUUACUUCACUCCAGGAAACCACAUUGCUGCAGCAGAGGCCACCACCUCCAAGAACACAAUGCUAACAGCAUUCUUCAAACUCAACUCACAGCAACCCACCGACCUCUGCUAUCAUCAGUUGCCAAAUCACUACGUCUACAACAAAUCCAGCCAAACAUGGAAACCAAGACAACGUGGCGCUGAAACAACAAUAGGCCGCAUGUAUUCUGUCAGCCCCAGAGACAUGAACGAUAUUGUCUGCAUCUCCUCCUGCUCCACGUCCCAAGCCCCACCUCAUAUUUAG